AUGUCGUUCACGAGUUUCGUCUUCUUUCUGGCCCUCGUCUGGUUGCUCAUUCAUGGUUUCAACCAUGUUUCGAAGCGGUCAAGGCCGCUCCUUCCGUCAUAUCCUGGUGCAAUGCGACGACGGGCUGCUUUCUGGAACAUGACGCACUGCAAAGUAACCGUAUCCGCACUCCAUCUGCGAAUAACGACGUCCGCAUUCAAUGCAUAUCAUGAUCUUCUCGCCGACAAAUUCACGGGUAAACGAUACCCUCGCCUUACCACCCUUUCCAGGUUGUUCUAUGAUCUUGGGGGUGUGAUGGGCGUACUGGGCAUGUGCGGUGCGUUAGCUGCGCUUGCUUGGAUGACUGGCUGCUCGGUAUGGUCAGUUGCGCGGAAAUUCCUUGCAUCCUCCGUCGAUAACGCGUCUUUGGAGCCCCAUAUCUUGUCGAGGAGAGGUCUGUCGGAAGGGAAUACAAAAUUGCAACAGACAAGUUCCUCAUACCCUGUCAUAACCCCCAUCAUACCAGGCGUAACGGUUCCGCUGGACCAUUUACCUCUCAUUCUUCUCGCCAUCUUUCUCUCUCAAGUCAUUCAUGAACUAGGUCAUGCAAUUGCAGCGGCUCUAGAGUCCCUUCCCGCAGUCGCGGCUGGAGUAUCGUUUAUCGUCUGUAUACCCGCCGCAUUUGUCACCUUUCCCUCGGAAGGUCUGCAAGUUCUUUCGCCUCGAGCGCGAACAAGAAUCAUCGCUGCCGGGCCUUUCCACAAUCUUGUUUUCUGGUGUAUUCUGGUUCUGCUCGGUCGGGUGGGGGCGGGAAGCCUAGCGUGGUCAGUAAUGGGCUACGAUAAUGUGGGAGAUGCAGGGAACGUGGUUCUGGACGUUGAUGCCGGAUCACCACUAUACGGCCAUUUAUUGCCGGGGGCGAUCAUCACGAAGCUGGAUGACACUAACCUUGGAACUUCGAAUUUGUCCCAAGAUAUCUGGACAACGUACUUGACAUCGCCUGAAAUUAGGCCGACUUUAGGAUGGUGUAUUGAUGGAAAAUUAUUAGAGGGGACAGACGCUUGCUGUUCUCCUUCAGUCGGUUCCAUGAGCACUUCCCUUCUGUCGUGCUUCACUGGUGCCAGAUUUUCGAAGGACGUGCAGGGAUGCCUGGAUCCCAUUCCAAUUCUCACAGGACGAAAUGAGACUACGCGAUGUACUCGGGAGUGUGGUUCUGGGAUGGUCUGUGUUGAAGCAGGUCCGGAAACUCAGCUUUUACGACUCACUGUGGUUUAUCCUUCGAAAGAAGAGGCUGUUGUCCUGUGGAGUGGCCCUAGAAGCGAGGUUUGGGCUGAAGUGACUGUUGGGACCUGGAUUCCUCGUUUCCGCGUUCUACCGCGUUCAAUGCCGUGGAUAUGGGAAACAUUCUGGAAUUAUCUCUCAAUGGCAACCCUUUCGCUGUACUUGUUCAAUUUACUGCCUAUACAACACCUCGACGGAUCAAAAUUGCUGACUUCGCUGUUGGACAUGACGAUGGGUGUCGACGACGACCAUUUCUUGUUUGAUAUAGAAGGCCUAGAAAUUUCAAAUAGACAAGUGAAUAUUGGGAGGAAUCGUCGAAGAACUAAGGAACGGAUGGAGAAGCACAUUCCAUUGUGGACUAUGGCCCUUCUUGUCAUUUGCGUGUUACUUGCGAUAUUGAAUGGUUUCUGA
Laccaria bicolor S238N-H82 is the source of this 1671-nucleotide messenger RNA. RefSeq lists its product as uncharacterized. Gene Ontology annotation, biological process: membrane protein intracellular domain proteolysis; regulation of response to endoplasmic reticulum stress. Lineage: Eukaryota; Fungi; Basidiomycota; Agaricomycetes; Agaricales; Hydnangiaceae. Bases 1 to 1671 code for a protein of 556 amino acids. The transcript is spliced from 7 exons. Gene Ontology annotation, cellular component: membrane; cytoplasm. The record is from RefSeq and is a predicted model, not a curated record. Gene Ontology annotation, molecular function: metalloendopeptidase activity.